GGAGAGAAACCUGCACACACACAUGCACACACACAUAUACGAACACAAUGCAUCAGACACCCUUUCAACAAAGGAAACCAAUAAAGGAAAAUGCUGCGUUUUUCUGGAAGACUGCUCUACCCAUGUGGCUGAAGACAGUGCUCUGCACUCACCUGCGCUUCAUGUGGACGGCUUUAAUGGUUCUCGCUGUUCUGUGUGUGGCAAUUCAGAUACUCGGGGUGACCAGACAUAGCAGGAAAGAACAGAUCCUGAAACAGUUUGCCACCGAAAAGCUGUUUAAUAUGAGGUUCAUAUUUGAAGUUGAAAGGACAAUCACAUCAACGCAACAUCAAUUGGAAGAAGAGCCCUCUAAAAUACCUUUUCAAGAAUACAAAACAGGAAUGGAAAGAGAACAAACUUUCCAAACAGAUAGAGACAUCAGCCACAUAUCCCAGAAACCCACUCCAGUUUACAAAGACAGCUAUAAAAAGGAUUCUAACGUAAGCUUUUCGGAUGGUACCUCUCAAGCCAUUGCUGAAAAGAUUCUCAUAAAAAGCAGGGACACUGAAAUAUCUGUAUCGUUUCUGAGCUCUGCGAUCAACCUCCAAGAUCCUUCAAAGAAAAUCAUUGGAGCCACAGACUUAAAGGAUGUAAAACAUCAAGAAGCCAAAUGUCAUUCAGAAGUUAAAAUUGACUCUGAUGGCCCAGUUUCUGCUCUCAAAGAACAAACAAAGACAAGACAAGCAGAUGAUUUGGACCCUAAAGAAUCAGCUACCUCUCAAGGCCAAAUCUCAAGGUUACCAGUCCAUCCAGAUAUCACAUUACACAAAAAUGCUAACCCAUCACCUGUAACACAAAGUUCCACCAAACAGGAAGGGAUACCAAUGGCAAAUUCAGACACCAAGAAUCACCACAUUGAAAGCCCUGUGACUUUAAAACAGCAGCCAAAGACUGACAAAGACCAGCGUUCAUCAGCUCCCCUUGCACCUUUGGUGGGCAACAGGGACCUGCUAGAAAGCAGCACCCUUCCUGAGCUCCACCCAGGAGCUUUAAAGCAACUAGACAAAGCAAGCACAUCUUGCCAGCAAAAAACUCACAUUGUGUUUCUCAAAACGCAUAAGACAGCUAGCAGUACCAUCUUGAACAUUUUAUACCGCUUUGGAGAUGCCAGGAACCUGACUUUUGCCCUUCCCCAUGGCAAACACAACCAACUUUUUUACCCCUUCUAUUUCACAGCUUUUUUCGUUGAAGGCUUUAAGUCAAAGACCAUUAAGGAAUAUGACAUCAUGUGCAAUCAUAUGAGGUUCCACAUAUCAGAGGUUAGGAAAGUAAUGCCAGAAGAUUCAUUCUAUUUCUCCAUCCUGCGGAACCCAGUCACCAUGAUGGAAUCCUCUUUCUCUUACUACAAAUACAUACCAGCUUUCUCAAAAGUCAGCACACUGGACCAAUUUCUUCAGGAUCCCUGGAGUCACUACAACGCUUCACUUCCCAAUAACCACUAUGCAAAGAACCUGCUGAUGUUUGACUUUGGGUUUAACAACAACGGGAAAGACGAGAGGCAUCUCAACCUGUCCAUCGCCAUGAUAGCGAAGACCUUCAAUCUCAUUUUGAUUUCAGAGUAUUUCGACGAGUCCAUGAUCCUGCUGAAGAACGCCCUCUGCUGGUCCCUUGACGAUGUGGUUUCCUUCAAACUCAACAGCAGGAACAACAAAACAAAACAGCAGCUGUCCCUUGAGACCAUGGAGAAAAUAAAAGAGUGGAACUCCCUGGACUGGAAGCUCUACCUGCAUUUUAACAGGACAUUUUGGAGGAGGAUCGAUGAGUCUAUGGGGAGAGAGAAGAUGCAGGAUGAAGUCAAGAAGCUCAGGGACAGGAGGAACCAACUGAUGAAAAUCUGUCUCCAGGAAGGAGGGGCGGUGGACCCUUCCCAAGUAAAAGAUACCUCCUUUAAGCCCUUUCAGUACGGAGCUGCUGAAAUUCAGGGUUAUAACCUCAAUCCCCAUCUGAUUGACCAAACCAAAACACGAUGUCAGAGGCUCAUUACACCAGAGCUGCAGUACACUGCAUUGCUGUAUGACAAGCAGUUUCCAGACAUGGUCUUGAAGGCCUCAGUUCAAAACAAGACAAAGCAAACACAUUCCCAGACUUGGAAAGCAAGUAAAGCAAAGAUGAGGCAAAGAAGGAAUCUUAACCACCAAGGGGCUGAAAAUCAGAACCUUAGACAUAAUGUCUAUAGGAAAAGAGGCCCAAAAAGGACUGCACAGAACAACCUUCCAAACAUGCCAUGACAUAAGUGCUGCUAAAUAUUUUUGCCACAGAACUGGCAAUCUACCCAUAGUGACUUCUAAUGGGGCAUGGCAGGCAUUGGUGUAGUCAAGAUUUUGUUUUGGGGGGUGGGGUUUCGCAGAUGUGUAAUAAUUUAUAAAAAUGUUUCUGCAAGUAAAAAUGAACUACACUUCAAACUUGCAAUGAACUCGAAAUUGCCCUGUUAAGAACAAUGAUGUUUCACCUCACAGUUACAUUUAGAAACACUACUAUGCAGUUAUCAAACAUACAAAAUUAAAUAAAAAAAAGAAUAACCUACCUUAUCAGAUGUUUAGAUCCCCAAGCCCAUCCUCCUGUUUUUCAUUGCAAACUUGUCGAGUACUUAUAGGUCUCGGUUUUACAACAGCUGUUAAAAUCAUGAUUUGCACAGGACUAAAAACCAGGUGUCCUCAGAGUUAGUCAAAAGCAGAGGAUAUCGGGGCUUCCGAGUGGCGCAUCCAGUAAAGGCGCUCUGCGUGGAGUGCAGGAUGCACCCUAUAGUCUGGAUGUCGCCAGUUUGAGUCCAGGCUAUUCCUUUGCCGACCAAGGACGCGAGCUACCAGGGGAUGGCGCUCAAUUGGCCGAGCACCUCCCGGGGAGGGAGGGCUAUAUCGGCCAGGGUGUCCUUGGCUCACUGCUCAUCAGCAACCCCUGUGGUCUGGCCGGGCGCCUGCAGCCUUGCCUGUAAGCUGCCCAGGGCUGCGUUGUCCUCUGACGCUGUAGCUCUGGGUGGCUGCAGUGUGUAAAAAAAGUGGGCAGCUGACGGCACACGCUUCGGAGGACAGUGUGUGUUCGUCUUCACCCCACCUGAAUCAACAUGUAUGUUCAUUUUUAAACAUGACAUCUGGACCUACAGUAGGUUAAAGAACGUUCUCAAUUUGCUAGUGUGGUCUUCCAGGAAGUCUGUUACUGCUGUGCUUCCUAGGUCAUUUCACAUGAGCAGUGUUUGGAGUCAAAGCAGUCCAGUAAUUAGUGAAGCAGCUGGCUGGUUACUGACAGGAAAGAAGCCAUUGAAGGGGUGGGGACAAUUUCACUUUCCCGGAGAAAUAGUCAAGGAAGGUGUAAGACAAUUUGAAAGCAAGGCUUGCAAAUGGAGAUUUCUUUAACCUUGUGUAGUAACAAAUGUAAAAAUGAAAAAGAAACAUGUUCCUUUCACAACUGUACUUUUGAGACCUUUAUAGUGAAUGGACGUGCAAGUUAGGAAAAAUGUACGGAAUUCUUUUGUUAGCUAUAAUUAUUUUAACAAUUAGAGGAAAUAAAAUGGAAGCCCUGCAUUUAAUGUCUUCUACUCACUAGGAUAUAACAUUUAUAUCCCCACACAGCAGUAAAUAGUUGCAGGCCCCAGGGACUACUGUUGCACUGUAGCUCAUAUAUGUCAUUGAACUGAAGCAAAGAAGACUGAACUAUGGAAGAAUUCGGUCAACAGACACCAGCGAAUGUUAUAUAAACAAUAGUGUCUGCCGAUGAAGGCUCUACCAUGUGUUAACCGCUAUUGGGAGUUAUGCAUCGCAUGGUGAGGGCGCUAACGAAAGGCAAGGUCAACUAUCCCACGGAAGAGCAUUCCUCGAGAGGGCACUUUCACUAUUAGAAAACAAUCUUUCUUAUUAUUUGCUUUAAAACAACACUGGUGAGGUGAGGAUUGCUGUGUCCUGAUAAUUCUACGUGGAUCUAGGCACACCAUUGAGCCUGAUAAUGGACUUACAGAGUUCAUAAUGAAAUUCCCUUUACUACACAGUCUAUUCCCACCAAGUAAUGGACCUGGAGCCAUCUAAUCAAUGGAGGAUGAGGAAUUCUGAGGAAUGCAAUAGACAUGUAUUUAAAACUGAACAUGAUUGUUGGACACUGCAGCUUUGACAGACUUGUAUGGUACAUACUGGUGCUGUGUAUACAUUCUAAAUACAUAUGUAGUUAAAUAAUGCAUUUGGUAAAAGAAACAGUUGUGUUAUUUGCAUUGUAACAUAGUGUAAAUGGUCAACAAAACAUGUAAAGCUGGGUGCAUUUUUAAAUAAAUCUCUCUUUUUUUGCAUAAAAUCACAUGUCACAAUAUUCUCUUUUCUCUAAAAUAUUAAUUUGUGGAAACCAGGGAAGAAAUACACGAGAACACCUCAUUCUGAAUAAAGAAACGGCACCAUUUUACCAGAAAAUAUUUCCUACUUAGGUAUUACCAAAUCAUAUAUACCUGUAAUUUCAAAUUAUUCCUACUCACUGCUCUUAUCUUCCAAUUUAAUGGAUUAUCUUACCUUUAAAAUGUUAAGAUCAGCGAUAAAUCAAGGUGUUUGAAACCAGGUGUAUAUUAUAUAAGGUUAAAGAGCAGGUGCAGUGGUAUUUUGUACGUUUCCCUGACAAUUAUAUGGUGUUUUAAUCAGUUUGAGUGAUUUUGGGCUCUAUUCCUCAAAUUUGAAUGAUCCCUUUUCUUUAAAUCUGCCUACAGCUGGCUUUCAGCUUGUCAUUCUAUUUGAAUCUUGUGACAGUAUGACCUGUUAAGCCCCACCCCACUACACACACACACGUGUGUAUAUAUAGAGAGAGGUUUACAGAGAUGAAAGUUCACAUUGUUACAUAACCUUGUUACUUUUCAAAAAAAUCAUAAUAAUAUAUCAUACUCCUAUAAUGCAAUGCCACUUAACAAGGUUAUUCUUUUUGAAAUAUUAUUGUGGCAGGGUGAGACAUGGAUAGGGUUGACAUUUCCUAACCCUGCAGGAAAAAGCUCUGUCUGGUCCUCUCCGUUCCAGCCUGGUGAGAAUGUGGCUGGAAUGUUAGAAACCAGCAUCCCGACUGAUUGUCCCCUAAACACUUCUAUUAAGAAAUGAACUGACGGGUUCACCUGUAAGGCAGGUCAUUAUACAAGUCAGCUGGGUGUGAGGGAGAAGUGGUGAUGAAGUGAGGAGUGUUCCUGGCACUUUGUUUAACAAGUUCUUUGUUGUAAAUAAAAGUGCACAAAUGUGCUGACAU
This is a messenger RNA of Acipenser ruthenus (sterlet), 5235 nucleotides long. RefSeq lists its product as uncharacterized. NCBI's taxonomy places the organism in Eukaryota, Metazoa, Chordata, Actinopteri, Acipenseriformes, Acipenseridae. Gene Ontology annotation, molecular function: galactosylceramide sulfotransferase activity. Gene Ontology annotation, cellular component: membrane. Gene Ontology annotation, biological process: glycolipid biosynthetic process. The transcript is spliced from 4 exons. The record is from RefSeq and is a predicted model, not a curated record. The coding region runs from base 48 to 2267 and encodes 739 amino acids.